Messenger RNA from Microthlaspi erraticum, 1953 nucleotides. NCBI's taxonomy places the organism in Eukaryota, Viridiplantae, Streptophyta, Magnoliopsida, Brassicales, Brassicaceae. The record is from the annotation of a GenBank genome assembly.
AUGGUACAACUUGGGGAGCCAAAAUCAGUUAAGGAUGUGAGAAGCUUCUUGGGACAUGCGGGUUUCUACAGGCGGUUCAUCAAAGAUUUUUCUAAGAUAGCAAGGCCACUCACAAGACUCUUAUGCAAAGAAACAGAGUUUAUCUUUGAUCAAGAGUGUAGCCAAGCUUUCUUGAAGAUCAAGGAAGCCCUUGUUAGCGCACCAAUUGUCCAAGCUCCUAAUUGGGACUUGCCUUUCGAGAUCAUGUGUGAUGCCUUGGACUUUGCAGUUGGAGCUGUACUUGGUCACAAAGUGGAUAAGAAGAUGAACGUCAUCUACUACGCAAGCAGAACGCUUGACGAUGCUCAAACCCGUUACACGACAACCGAGAAGGAAUUACUAGCCGUGGUGUUUGCUUUUGACAAGUUCAGGAGCUACAUUGUGGGCUCAAAGGUCAUAGUUCACACCGACCACGCAGCUCUCAAGUAUCUCUACACCAAGAAAGAUGCGAAACCGAGGCUGAUUAGAUGGGUUCUCUUGCUUCAAGAGUUCAAUAUCGAGAUCGUCGACAAGAAAGGCACCGAGAAUAGCGUGGCCGAUCAUCUAUCAAGGUUAAGAGUUGAGGGAGAUGUUCCCAUCGAUGACUCUUUGCCUGAGGAGCAACUUAUGGCCGCUAAGAUCGUGGAUAGAGACUUUGUAAACUACUUGGUGUGCAGAGAAGUUCCAAGUGGAUGGAGUGGGUACCAGAGAAAGAAGUUCUUCAAAGAUGUGGUUCACUACUAUUGGGAUGAGCCCUAUUUGUUCAGAAAAGGAAACGACAGCUUGUUCAGAAGAUGUGUGGCUAAAGAAGAGACUGAGGGAAUUUUGUUCCAUUGCCACGGGUCAAGUUAUGGAGGCCACUUUGCGGUUUUUAAAACGGUCCAGAAGGUGUUACAAGCAGGCUUUUGGUGGCCGAGUAUGUUCAAAGAUUCUCAUGCUUUCAUCUCUAAGUGUGAGGCCUGUCAAAAGGCAGGGAACAUCAUGGCGAGGAACGAGAUGCCUCAGAAUCCUAUCCUGGAAGUUGAGGUAUUUGACGUGUGGGGAAUAGAUUUUGUUGGCCCAUUUAACCCUGCCUCUCAUGGCAACGUUUACAUACUUGUCGCCAUCGACUAUGUCUCAAAAUGGGUUGAAGCCAUAGCCGCACCCACCAACGAUGCCAAAGUAGUCCUCAAGUUGUUCAAGACUAUCAUUUUCCCAAGGUUUGGGGUCCCAAGAUGUGUGAUCAGUGAUGGAGGAACUCACUUUGUGAACAAGGUGUUUGAGAACCUUUUGAAGAAAUAUGGUGUAAAGCACAAGAUAGCUACACCAUACCAACCUCAAACUAGUGGUCAAGUGGAGGUAUCUAACAAGCAAAUCAAAGCCAUACUCCACAAGACAGUGAACUCGUCAAGGAAGGACUGGUCAGAGAAAUUGGAUGAUGCUUUGUGGGCUUAUAGAACUGCUUACAAAACGCCAAUUGGGAGAUCUCCGUACUCUUUGAUCUAUGGGAAGUCUUGCCAUUUGCCCCUUGAGUUGGAAUAUAGAGCUAGAUGGGCAAUCAAAAUCCUGAACAUAGAGCUAAGUACAGCUCAAGAGAAGCGGGAAAUGGAUCUCCACGAACUGGAGGAGAUUCGCUUGGAUGCCUGUGAGAGUUCGAGAAUAUACAAGGAGAGAACUAAGGCCUUCCAUGACAAGAGAAUCACUUCAAAGGUUUUCAAAGAAGGAGAUGAUGUGCUCCUGUACAACUCAAGGCUCAAGCUCUUCCCUGGGAAGCUGAAGUGUCGCUGGUCAGGACCAUUCAAGGUCAAAGAGGUGUUGCCUUAUGGAGCCAUCACCUUAGUGAACAACAAUGGAGCCGAGUUCACGGUUAACGGUCACCGGUUGAAGAAGUACAUGGGGAGUCAAAGCAUUGGAGAGGGAAGCUCAAUCCGUCUCCAUGACCCACCCCAAGCCUAA